Messenger RNA from Didymodactylos carnosus, 651 nucleotides. NCBI's taxonomy places the organism in Eukaryota, Metazoa, Rotifera, Eurotatoria, Philodinida, Philodinidae. The record is from the annotation of a GenBank genome assembly.
AUGAAAAUUGACCACUCGUGUGAAACAAGACGAAUUGAUCAAAAUGAUUUGCUCAACGUCUUUGGACGAUAUGGAAAAGUAAUUGAAUGUGCAAAAUUUCAUGAAAGUUAUGGUUUUGUUCGCUAUGAUCGUAUUGAGGAUGCAUCGGUUGCAUUACAUGCAACACACGGUACAAGUUUAAAAAAUCGUCCGAUGAAAGUUGAAUUCGCGCAAAGUGAAACAUCACCAGAAAAACCGUUAUCAUCGCCACCAAGACAAAUAUCAGCUCCGGGACGGAAAAGUGGUGCUAAUCGUGUACUACGUUUUCAAACUGGCAAUGCACUUUCAAAAACGGGUAAAAAGCCAAUACAAAAACCCAAACAAAAGAUACAUAUUUGUAAAUGUUGCGUAACGUUUAAUUCGUCGUCUUGGAGCCCAACAACUCCGCCUCUCUCACCGUCAACCGCAACAUCAACAACCGUCUUAUCAUCCUCGAUGAUAUCACCUGCAUCCUCGUUAUCUUGCUGUUCUUCAAACAGUUUUUAUCUAUUUACAGAUUCAUGUUCUUCAUCGCCAACUGAUAAUAAUAGUUUAUAUCCAAUUUGGAAUUUUGUCAUGUUCCCUGAAGUUGCUUUAAAACCAGAAGAAUUAUCAACCAAUUAUUUUAUAUAG